Messenger RNA from Salvelinus fontinalis (brook trout), 1431 nucleotides. Its product is annotated as trichohyalin-like. The record is from RefSeq and is a predicted model, not a curated record. NCBI's taxonomy places the organism in Eukaryota, Metazoa, Chordata, Actinopteri, Salmoniformes, Salmonidae. The transcript has 6 exons. The annotation marks the transcript as partial.
GAGCGAGAGAGAGAGGAGGAGCGAGAGAGAGAGGAGGAGCGAGAGAGAGAGGAGGAGCGAGAGAGAGAGGAGGAGCGAGAGAGAGAGAGAGAGGAGGAAGAGAGAGAGGAGGAGCGAGAGAGAGAGAGAGAGGAGGAGCGAGAGAGAGAGAGAGAGGAGGAGCGAGAGAGAGAGAGAGAGGAGGAGCGAGAGAGAGAGAGAGAGGAGAGCGAGAGAGAGAGAGAGAGAGAGAGAGAGAGAGAGGAGGAGCGAGAGAGAGAGAGAGAGAGAGAGAAGGAGCGAGAGAGAGAGAGAGAGAGAGAGAGGAGGAAGGAGGAGGAGCGAGAGAGAGAGAGAGAGAGGAGGAGGAGCGAGAGAGAGAGAGAGGAGAGAGAGAGAGAGCGAGAGAGAGAGAGAGAGAGGAGGAGGAAGAGAGAGAGAGAGAGAAGGAGCGAGAGAGAGAGAGAGAGAGAGAGAAGGAGCGAGAGAGAGAGAGAGAGAGAGAGAGAGAGGAGGAGGAGCGAGAGAGAGGAGGAGGAGCGAGAGAGAGAGAGAGAGAGAGAGAGAGAGAGAGAGAGAGAGAGAGAGGAGGAGCGAGAGAGAGAGAGAGAGAGGAGCGAGAGAGAGAGAGAGAAGGAGCGAGAGAGACAGAGAGAGAGAGAGAAGGAGCGAGAGAGAGAGAGAGAGAGAGAGAAGAGCGAGAGAGAGAGAGAGAGAGAGAGAGAGAGGAGGAGCGAGAGAGAGAGAGGAGCGAGAGAGAGAGAGAGAGAGAGAGAGCGAGAGAGAGAGAGAGAGGAGGAGGAGCGAGAGAGAGAGAGAGAGAGAAGGAGCGAGAGAGAGAGAGAAGGAGCGAGAGAGAGAGAGAGAAGGAGCGAGAGAGAGAGAGAGAGAAGGAGCGAGAGAGAGAGAGAGAGAAGGAGCGAGAGAGAGAGAGAGAAGGAGCGAGAGAGAGAGAAGGAGCGAGAGAGAGAGAGAGAGAAGGAGCGAGAGAAGGAGCGAGAGAGAGAGAGAGAGAGAGAGAGGAGGAGGAGCGAGAGAGAGGAGGAGGAGCGAGAGAGAGAGAGAGAGAGGAGGAGGAGCGAGAGAGAGAGAGAGAGAGGAGGAGGAGCGAGAGAGAGAGAGAGAGAGAAGGAGCGAGAGAGAGAGAGAAGGAGCGAGAGAGAGAGAGAGAAGGAGCGAGAGAGAGAGAGAGAGAAGGAGCGAGAGAGAGAGAGAGAGAAGGAGCGAGAGAGAGAGAGAGAGGAGAGCGGGAAGAGAGAGGAGGAGCGGGAAAGAGAGGAGGAGCGGGAAAGAGAGGAGGAGCGGGAAAGAGAGGAGGAGCGGGAAAGAGAGGAGGAGCGGGAAAGAGAGGAGGAGCGGGAAAGAGAGGAGGAGCGGGAAAGAGAGGAGGAGCGGGAAAGAGAGGAGGAGCGGGAAAGAGAGGAGGAGCGGGAGAGAGAGAGCAAGAGGUGA